GUGUCCUAACAGUGUCCAAAUGGCUCGCUGCCUUGUCAUUAUAGGGCCAUGUGGUAAACCGUCCCUUCGUGGACUUGCAGGGUGAUGUAAUAAUGGCAGAGCAGGCUGUCAGUUUGUCAUUGCAGGGCCAUGUGGUAAACUGUCCAUUCUUCACUUUGCAGGUUGGUAGAAUGGCAGAGCAGACACCAGAUGAGUUCAUCUGGUGUGAAGACUGUGGCCAGUACCACGACUCUGAAUGUCCUGAACUGGGACCGCUGGUGACCGUUGAGGAUUCCUUCGUCCUCAGCAGAGCUCGGUCUUCCCUGCCUAAUAGUCUGGAGAUCCAAGAGGUGGAUGUUGGGGUAGAGGGGGUAUUCGUCCUGCGACGACUGGUCAAGAGGACCAGGUUUGGCCCCUUCGAGGCUAAGCGGGUGCCCCACCUGGAGAAAGAAGGGCCGUUUCCCCUGAAGAUCUUCCAGAAAGAUGGCGUGGUGGUCUGUUUCGAUUCCACGAAUGAAGAAGACUGUAACUGGAUGAUGUUGGUGCGACCCGCCACCGACCACAAACACCAGAAUCUGACGGCCUACCAGCAGGACAAUGAGGUGUACUUCAAUACCUCCCAGGAUGUGUUGCCAGGGACCGAGCUGAGGGUUUGGUACGGGGCCUUCUACGCCAAGAAGAUGGAGAGGCCCAUGCUCAAGCCCCCCGUCCAGCCGCCGCACCCAGAUUCAAUAUGUCCUACCAAGCCAGAGACCUCAGACAAGGCUGAAGUCCUCUUGUCCCCGGUGGUUGAAGAAAAUAAUACCGGCCACUUGCUGACUCACCUCCAGGAGGUGAAGACGGCUUCAUCGCUCCAGGUUGUCCAGCUCCUUCCUCAGGAGGGCAGCCAGGCGGCUCCUGAUGAGGAGGAGGAGGAGGCCCCCGCUGCUGCUCAGCCCACCCCCAAAAGAGGGCAAGGGAGGGGGAGGAGAACCAAGGGCCGCAAGUCCACCUCCACUCAUGCUGCAAGGAAAAACAAAGAUGUGAAGCCCCCGACGGAGAACGACGCCUCGGCAGGCGGAGAUGCUCCAGUGGAGAGCAGCAGCCUGUUGAUUGGCUCUGAUGGCGUGGCCGUCCUGAAGAAACACAAGACGAGGGAGCACAAGAGGGUCUACCGCUGCACCCUCUGCAACAAGAUCUUCCAGAACAGCAGCAACCUGAACAGGCACAUCCGGUCCCAUGGGGAUAAGCUGUUCAAAUGUGACGAAUGCGACAAGUUGUUCAGCCGCAAAGAGAGCCUGAAACAGCACAUCUCCUACAAGCACAGCAAGAACGUGCCCGACCUGGAGUACAAGUACAAAUGCAACACGUGCGAGAAGUCUUUCCGCCUCGAAAAUGCCUUAAAGUUCCACAACUGCAGAACAGAUGACAAGACGUUCCAGUGUGACAUCUGCUCACGGUUCUUCUCCACCAACAGCAACCUGUCCAAGCACAAGAAGAAGCACGGGGAGAAACUCUACUCCUGCGAGAUCUGCAACAAGAUGUUCUACCGCAAGGAUGUCAUGCAGGAGCACCACAGGAGGCACGGCGUGGGCCCAAAGCAUAUGAAAAGAGAGGAACUGGAGGCCAAUGGAGAGGAAGGGACCAAAUACAGGAAGGAACCGUCCCCCUGUCCCAUCUGUGGAAAGGUGUUCUCCUGCAGGAGUAACAUGAACAAGCAUCUGUUGACUCACGGAGAUAAGAAGUACACCUGUGAAAUCUGCGGCCGCAAGUUCUUCCGCGUAGACGUUCUCCGAGACCACAUUCACGUGCAUUUCAAGGACAUAGCAUUAAUGGAUGAGCAAGAGAGGGAGGACUUCAUCAGGAAGAUCGGCAUUUCACCAGAUGAUAGUGAUGAAACGGAUGAAGAAGAGGAUGAGGAUGAUCCUGAACACCACAAGUACAACUGCAAGAAGUGUCAAAUGUCGUUUGCCAAGGGCAAAGACUACCUGAAGCACAUCAUGGAACAGCAUAAGGAGAGAGGCUAUGGCUGCGGGAUCUGUAACCGGCGCUUUGCCCUGAAGGCCACUUACAAUGCUCACCUGGUCAUUCACAGAGAGCAGCUACCUGACCCCGCUGUCCAGAAGUAUAUCCAUCCAUGUGAAAUCUGCGGACGAAUUUUCAACAGCAUUGGAAACCUGGAGAGGCACAAGAUCAUCCACACAGGGGUGAAGAGCCACAGCUGUGACCAGUGUGGCAAAUCAUUUGCGAGGAAGGACAUGCUGAAGGAGCACCUCAGAGUCCACGACGACAUCCGAGACUUCCUGUGCGCCGAGUGCGGCAAAGGCAUGAAGACAAAGCACGCUCUGAGGCACCACAUGAAACUCCACAAGGGCAUCAAGGAGUACGAGUGUAAGGAGUGUAACCGCAAGUUCGCUCAAAAGGUCAACAUGCUGAAACACUACAAGAGGCAUACGGGUAUAAAGGACUUCAUGUGUGAGUUGUGUGGGAAGACGUUCAGCGAGCGGACCACGUUAGAGACACAUAAGCUCAUCCACACAGUCGGCAAAACGUGGACAUGCCCGACGUGCGAUAAGAAGUACCUGACAGAGUACAUGCUGCAGAAGCACGUCCACCUGACCCACGAAAAGGUGGAGGCCCAGUCCUGCCAUCUGUGUGGGACCAAGGUGUCCACCCGCGCCUCCAUGAACCGACACAUACGACGCAAACACCCCGAGGUGGUGUCUGUGAGAAUUGAUGAAUUUGAUGAUCUUCAGGAACCCACAACAAUCGAUGAUUCAUCUAUAAGCAUUGUGCAGCCCACACUCACACUAGACAAAGACGGCUUGUCUCAGGAAAGGCCCGCCAGGUCCUCGCGGCACCCCAAGAAGAAACAGAAACAGACAGUGGAGCCCGAGCUCUCUGAAUCAGACGAAUACGUUGACUUCCCGGAGUCCAGACAUGAAUCCUUAGAGUUCACCUCCGUCAUCGUCGGCGACGAGACGGAAACAAGCUCUGCUGUGCAGAGUAUACAGCAGGUGGUGGUCUUGGCUGACCCAAACACCCCCACCGCCUCCUCUCCCAACAGCUCUGUGGGGCUCACCAACAUCACUGUAACGCCCAUCGCCACCCACGCACCCACCCAGUUCACCAGCCUGCAGCCGGUAGCUGUGGGCCAUCUGACGGCCAGCGACCGCCCCCUCACCCUGGAUAACUCCAUCCUCACCGUGACCUUUGACACUGUCAGCGGCUCCGCCAUGCUCCACAACCGGCCCACUGAGCUCGUCCCCGAGACGGUGGGUCCCGGCGGCACCACUGCAGCCCAGUCAGUCGCCCACUUCAUCAACCUCACCACCUUUGUCAACCCCAUGGGCCACCAGCUGGAGGCCCCAACUCUGGCUUGGAGGCCUGUCCCAGCAGCUGAGGGUACCCAGGUCGCCCGCGUGACAGACGACACUCAAGGUGAAGGACAGGAGCCCCAGAACCAGAACCAGGGCCCCGAUGAAGGCCAACCUGGCCAGGCCCAACCGCAAACCACCCAGCAACAGACAGGCUCAACGCAGCAGAUGUUUAGCUACUAAACAAGAGACCCGAGGUGCUGGUCGCCUCAUGUGAUGCACAGCUAA
Molecule: messenger RNA, 3563 nt
Organism: Lampris incognitus (smalleye Pacific opah)
Lineage: Eukaryota; Metazoa; Chordata; Actinopteri; Lampriformes; Lampridae
Gene: prdm15
Product: PR domain containing 15
Exons: 23
Coding region: 93-3518 (1141 amino acids)
Cellular component (GO): nucleus
Molecular function (GO): protein binding
Source: RefSeq, a predicted model, not a curated record